CACUAACCACAGAAUCCCACGGAACCUUCAGGCACACCCACGGCAGAAAAUGGCCAACGGAGGAGACGAGCUGAAGCUGCUGGGCAUGUGGGCGAGCCCAUACGUGGUCAGGGUGCAGCUCGCGCUCCACCUCAAGGGCGUGAGCUACGAGUACGUCGAGGAGGACCUCGCCAGCAAGAGCGAGCUCUUCCUCCGCUCCAACCCGGUGCACAAGACGGUCCCGAUCCUCAUCCACAACGGCAAGCCCGUCUGCGAGUCCCAGGUCAUCCUCCAGUACAUCGACGAGGCCUUCGCCGGCGUCGGCCCGCCCCUCCUCCCCGCCGACCCCUACGAGCGCGCCGUCGCGCGAUUCUGGGCCGCCUACGUCGAGGACAAGCUGCUGGCGCCGUGGGGGAAGGUGUUCAGGGUGAAGACCGACGAGGAGAGGGCCGAGUGGACGAGGCAGACGGCGGCGGCGCUGGGUCCUCUGGAGGAUGGCCUCAGGGAGUGCUCCAAGGGGAAGGGCUUCUUCGGCGGCGACUGCGUCGGGUACGUUGACGUCCUGCUCGGCAGCAUGGUGCCGUGGGUGCGCGCCACCGAGAGGCUCUCCGGCGACAAGUUAAUAGACGCCGGCAAGGCCCCGCUGCUGGCGGCAUGGAUGGAGCGCAUUAGCGAGCUCGACGCCGCCAAGGCGGUCUUCCAGGACGUGGACAGGGUGGUUGAGUACGCCGGGGCAAUACAGGCCCGGCUUUCCGCCGCGGCUGCUGCAAGCACCCAAUAAAGCGGCAUGGUGACAUGGUGGGUGGGUGGUGCAUGCAAGGAGAAAAUGGCCAAGUGUGGAAUUAGCUGGAAUUACUAAAAUGGCCACGUUUCUGUUUCUUUUUCUCGAAUAAUAAUGGCGACGUUUCUCAGGAACACAUCACAUGCAAGCAUGCGGUAUUAUCAGUUUGAAAACAUGUGUGGUCGUUGUGACA
Triticum urartu is the source of this 953-nucleotide messenger RNA. RefSeq names its product putative glutathione S-transferase GSTU6. NCBI's taxonomy places the organism in Eukaryota, Viridiplantae, Streptophyta, Magnoliopsida, Poales, Poaceae. Gene Ontology annotation, cellular component: cytoplasm. The record is from RefSeq and is a predicted model, not a curated record. Gene Ontology annotation, biological process: glutathione metabolic process. Gene Ontology annotation, molecular function: glutathione transferase activity.